Bipolaris zeicola 26-R-13 is the source of this 7617-nucleotide messenger RNA. RefSeq lists its product as uncharacterized. The transcript has a single exon. Gene Ontology annotation, biological process: fatty acid biosynthetic process. Lineage: Eukaryota; Fungi; Ascomycota; Dothideomycetes; Pleosporales; Pleosporaceae. Gene Ontology annotation, molecular function: fatty acid synthase activity; phosphopantetheine binding. The coding region runs from base 1 to 7617 and encodes 2538 amino acids. The record is from RefSeq and is a predicted model, not a curated record.
AUGGCUAUCCUUGAAAAUUCUAUCCCGCCCCCUUCAACUUCACAUCGGCAAGAUACAAGGCCGUCAAACAUGAGUAAUUCUAUCUCACCUGAAGAUUACCAAGACAUCAUUGAGCGAUACAAUGACACGCUCGAUACCACCAUCCUCGGACACAGCCUACCUCGUCUUCUCCAAAACACCGCUGAAAGACAUCAUGAAAAGAUUGCAAUGAUAUGCGGCGAGGAGAAAGUAACAUUCGGAAAACUCACAACACUCGCAACACAACUUGCCCGCAUUCUAGUAAACCGAGGCAUCAGGCGCGGCGAGGUCGUUGGCAUCGCCCUGGACCGUUCCAUCGACCUCGUCGUAGCGCUGCUAGCCGUCAUGAAGACAGGCGCAGCUUACAUGCCCAUCGACCCAGACUUCCCUACAGACCGCAUCAGACACAUGAUCGAAGAUGCAAGCCCGAUACUUGUCAUUGUCGGUACCAGCACACGACUUGCUUCUCAAUCCUGGGGGUGCGCAACGCUGGAUCUUGACGAGACACGAGACGAGAUGACCGAAUCGAAGUCUCAGAUAGGCAGCAUAAAUGUGGACCUAAAGGCAGAAGAUCUCGCAUACGUGAUUUACACUUCUGGCUCUACCGGCAAGCCAAAAGGCGUUGAGAUCAGCCACGGAGCGCUAUCGAACUUUUUGUGCGCAAUGCAGCGGGAGCCAGGAUGCGCGGAAACAGAUCGGUUACUUGCCAUCACAACGAUAUCUUUCGACAUUGCAGCAUUAGAAGUGUUUCUUCCAUUGCUAUGUGGCGCGACAAUGAUCAUGGCCCAGGCGCACGAGGUCAAGGAUCCAGAGGCCACGCUCGGAUUGAUUCGGCAACACGAUGUUACCAUGAUGCAGGCAACACCUGCGACGUGGCAAAUGCUGCUGGAUGCUGGCUGGAAGGGAGAGCCGCGUCUCUCCAGGAUAUUGUGUGGUGGCGAAGCACUGUCUCGUAGGCUGGCCGACCGGCUACUGUCGUGUGCAGAGUCAGUGUGGAACAUGUAUGGCCCAACUGAGGCAACAGUCUGGGCAAGCAUCUGGAAAGUAUAUCCAGGCAAGGAUGUGGUCAUUGGAAAGCCCAUCGCCAAUUACCGACUCUAUGUGCUUGGUGAAAGCCUUGAGCCUGUACCCCUUGGGUCUGCUGGCGAGCUAUACAUCGGCGGAGUAAGCUUGGCUAAUGGGUACCGCAACAUGCCCGAAGUUACCCAAUCGCGUUUCGUUCGAAACCCUUUCCACAGCGGUCUUAUAUACCGUACCGGUGAUAUAGCCAAGUUCGAUGGUCCAGACAGGUUGAUCGUAUUAGGCCGCGCUGAUGGGCAAGUAAAGAUACGAGGUCAUCGGAUUGAACUCGGCGACAUCGAGGCAGCAAUAACCGACCACAGUGAUAUCCUAGACGCUGUCGUAAUUAGCAGAGACGACAGACUGAUAGCGUACUGCAUAAAUGUGGACGGCGAUAGCAGUCACGAAACCGAGGCGAAACCGACACUUGAAAGCUUACUGCGUCCAUGGUUAGCGCAGCUUCUACCAGCGUAUAUGAUGCCAGCCUUCUUUGUCAGCCUCAAGACAUUUCCUAUGACACCAAACAACAAGAUUGAUCGAAAAGCCCUGCCAGAUCCAAAGAUUGCAGUGCAGCGCAAGAUCAGCAGACCGUUGACCGAUAUGGAGGGCAAACUUCAGCUGAUUUGGUCAAGAGUUCUGGGUCACGACUGCAUCGGACCUGAGGAUAAUUUCUUCGAGAUAGGCGGCGACUCUGUACGGGUAGUCCAAAUGCAAAAGCAUGUGCAGAAAUUAGUUAGCUGGAAAUUAUCUCCAGCCCGGCUUUUCCAACAUUACAGUAUUAAAACAUUAGCGGCAUACUUAGAAGGGGAGGGCGAAACCACACCGGACCCUGCCACUUCACAGGAUCACCGCCUAAGGCCAGAUAACGAGGAUAUUGCUAUUGUAUCGAUGGCGUGCAGGUUGCCAGGUCAAGUCUCGUCCCCGGAAGAGUACUGGGAUAUCUUGGAGCGUGGUGCCGAUGUCAUAACCGACGUGCCAAAAGACCGCUGGGAUGCUGAGGCCCUCCAUGAUCCUAACCCAGGCACUCCAGGUAGAUCGUACUGCCGAAGAGGUGGAUUUCUUGCUUCUGUCGAUAAUUUUGAUGCAUCGUUCUUCGGCAUCUCGCCCAAAGAGGCACGGGCUAUGGAUCCUGCGCAACGUAUCAUGCUGGAGACGUGCUGGGAAGGCUUUGAGCGGGCUGGCUAUACAGAUAGGCAGCUGCGAGGUAGCCGCACAGGUGUUUAUAUGGGUGUGUGCAGCAUCCCAGCGCACUCGACGGCGCCGUGUUUGCAGGAGCUUGGUGGGUAUGAUGCAACAGGCUCAGCAGGAGCCACUAUGUCUGGUCGCCUGUCAUACGUCCUUGGCCUCGAAGGACCAGCCCUCACGGUCGACACAGCGUGCUCGUCGUCUCUUGUCACGACACAUCUGGCGUAUAAUGCACUUCGCCAAAGGGAGUGCGAUAUGGCCGUGUCUGGUGGAAUCACACUUUUGCUCACUCCUGGAAUGCACGUCGAGUUUAGCCAGCUCAAAGGCAUGUCUCCUGAUGGGCGAUGCAGAGCAUUUGCAGAGGAUACACAGGGGACAGGCUGGGCUGAAGGGUGCACAAUGGUGCUGUUGAAGCGCUUGAGCGAUGCUGUUCGAGAUGGUGACAAGAUCCACGCGCUUCUUCGAGGCACCGCUGUGAAUCAUGGAGGAAGAAGCGCCCCAGGUUUGACAGUGCCGAGUGGAAUCGCACAACAGCGACUUGUGCACACAGCAUUAGCUUCAGCAAAUCUGACACCUAGCGAUAUUGAUUACGUCGAAGUUCACGGCACCGGAACUAAGUUGGGAGAUCCCAUUGAGGGAACAGCCCUGGCCGAAGUGUUUGGCGGAAGUCGAUCAACUGAAUCCGAGCCACUGUGGAUCGGUUCAGUAAAGUCGAAUAUUGGGCAUACACAAGCGGCAGCUGGCUUGGCAGGACUGCUCAAAGUCAUUCUAGCGAUGAAACACGACAAAAUCCCCCGGACUCUAUAUGCUGAAAAGCCGACAUCAGCAGUGGACUGGCAGGGUGCUCACAUGGCGCUUGUACAAGAACCUCAGCCAUGGCUACCACAAGCAGAUCGGCCUCGAAGAGCAGGUAUUAGUGCUUUUGGCAUUGGCGGCACCAACGCCCAUGUUAUCAUAGAAGAAGCUCCGCCUAAUGAUGAGGUUUUGCGCCCGUUGCCCGUCUCACUGUCAGCUGGAUUCCCAUUCCUACUUUCAGGCCACACCGAUGCCGCUCUUCGCCAACAGGCCGAGAAGCUGCGACGAUACAUUGAGAGUGCAAAAGAAAUUAAUGCAGAUCAACUAAAGGAUGUGGCUUUCUCAUUAGCGACUACGAGAAACCAUUACCGACGGCGAAGAGUAGUCAUGGCCAAAGAUGAGGCAGAGCUCAUAUAUAAACUGAGUUCCACGGCGGCGACAAGUGAACAUACGGCCGAUCCAUGUAUAGCUGUUCUUUUCACUGGCCAGGGAAGCCAAGUUGCUGGUAUGGGAAAAGAUCUUUACGACAUCUACCCCGUUUUCCGCAACGCUAUAGACAAUAUAGCGGAUCAUUUUACCGAACUAGAGAUGCCGUUGAGGGAAGUAAUGCACGCCGCUCCACAUAGCGAGGCUGCUGCACUAUUGCAGCGCACAGAUUUUGCACAACCCGCCCUCUUCACAUUGGAAGUGGCUCUUUGGCAUCUUUGGAAAAGUUGGGGUGUAAGACCGAAUUACAUCCUCGGUCAUAGUGUAGGAGAGCUGUCAGCGGCGCAUGUCAGUGGGAUCUUGGACCUCUCAGACGCUUGUCGUUUGGUCGCCGCACGUGGUCGGUUGAUGCAGGCUGUUCCAAUCCGUGGCAGUAUGGUUGCAUUAGAGGCCAGUGCAGAAGAGGUUUCAAGAGCGAUGGAUACCAUUGGGGUUGUCUACAAGGUCGAUAUUGCAGGCCACAACACGCCAACGCAAACUGUGGUAUCUGGCGAUUGUGACGCUGUUGACAAGUUGGUGACACACUUUACUGGUCUGGGACGCAAGAAGAACGUACUUGAUGUAUCGCACGCCUUCCACUCGCACCAUAUGGACUGCAUGCUCGCAGCAUUUCAAGCUGUGGCUGAGAGUGUACAAUUCCACCCACCAAAGUUGCGCAUAGUGAGCAGCCUGACCGGCAAGCUCGUUGAGGCGGAUGAGCUCCAACAACCAGACUAUUGGGUUUCACAGGCACGCGACGCCGUGCGUUUUGCGGAUGGCAUCCAGACACUUGAUCAGCAGGGUGUUAACAUAUUUCUUGAGAUGGGGCCGCAAGCUGUUUUGACCGGACUGGGAGCGGCGUGCCUUGGAGCCGAUCAAUCAGUUGCCUGGUUACCAUCACUAACCACCCGGAAGCCUGGCACGUGGACGAUUCAAAGUAGCCUUGCAGAGAUGCACGAGCGCAUGGUACCUAUAAGCUGGCAUACAUACUUUGAGCCUCUGGGUUACUGUGAGUGGGUGGAGCUGCCGACAUAUGCAUUCCAGCGAGAACACUUUCCUCAUACUCGUGGCGAUUUCAAUGCUAGUAGUGUACAACAAAACGGCCAGAGCCAGCACCAGACUCUCUGUGCUGUGGAUCGACUUGCAUUUGAAGUAUCAUGGCAGCAGGCUGAUACUUCGAAUCUGACCAAAGGCGGCUCAUGGGGCUUGCUGUGUACGAAUUCAGAUAAGAAGCAAGGGUGGGUAAGACAAGUGGAAGCGGGCCUGGUGUCUGCUGGUCUGAACCUCCACAGGAUUGAGCGGCUGCAAGAUGGCCGAGGGCUUGACGGGGUGCUGUGUCUGUGGAACGCAGAAACGGACUCUGAUGAUGUCGCAGGCCAGGCACGAGAACUGGCCUUCAAGGGGCUGGCACAGUUGCAGGAUGCCGUGAGCACACAGUUCAUACCACAGCUGGUAUGGGUGACGCGCCAAGCGGUCGGUGUUAGCGUGAAUGCACGUGACGAACACCAUGAAGGGGCGGGAUUGGCCGCCGGGCCGUUAUGGGGCCUAAUGCGUACGGCCCGCAGCGAACAUCCCGACUUGCCUCUGCGCCUCAUCGACGUUGACUACCACUACGAAGACAACAAUGACAACGAUGGCAUCGACGUUGAUGCUCUCGCGGCGGCGCUGGCGCUCAGAAUGGAGCCUGAAUGCGCAGUGCGCCACGGACAGGUCCUAGUGCCUCGUUUACAACCUAUCUCUCUACCACAAGAACUGCCACCCCCUGUUCAGCAGCAACAACCUAUGGUCCGUCCAGAUGGAGCCGUUAUCAUCACAGGCGGGUUAGGUGAUCUCGGUGCAAGAGUUGCGCGAUGGCUGGCGAGCACACAUGGCGUACGUAGUCUGGUGUUGACCUCGCGCCGUGGAAUGGCAGCGCCGGGUGCGCAGGCGCUCGUGAAUGAUCUUGCUGCGCUAGGUGCAGAAGCUGCCGUCGUUGCUUGUGAUAUGGCGGAUUGCCAGAGCGUCCAGCAACUCAUGGCCAUGUUUGACAAUGGCAAGACACCUCUACGCGGCGUGGUGCACGCCGCCGGCGCCCAAGACAAUGGCGUCCUCCAGGCCUUGACGCCGCAGCGAUGCGCCACCGUCUUUGCUCCCAAGGUAGACGGAGCCUGGCACCUACACCAACUAACCCAGCAUCUCAACCUUGACUUCUUUAUCAUGUUUUCGUCCAUAUCGGGCGUCUUGAGUAUGUCUGGGCUUGCCAACUACGCUGCAGCAAACACCUUCUUGGAUGCCUUGGCAUAUUUGCGUCGUGCCCAAGGUCUACCCGCCACGUCUGUAGCUUAUGGCCCCUGGGAGGGUGAUGGCAUGGCAGCCAACAUCAUCGGUCCCACUCGAGCACGUCUCGCUCAAUCUGGCCUUGACUUGCUUGCCCCGGAAGACGGUUUGGCGUUACUUGAACACGCUGUGCGCAGUCAUCGAACUCUGACUGUCGCCGCUGCCUUGGACCAGCCUCGUUUGAAGAACUAUCACCAGGAACGAGGCGAAAGCCCUCCGUUCCUGCAUUCUCUCCUCAGCGGUGGCAACACAGGUGUGCAACAACUGCUUCCAGGGUACCAUCUGCGUAAGGAGUUACUCCAUGCAGACCUCGAGCAACGCCCUCAUCUCAUGUUGAGCAUGCUUCAAAACACUGUGGCCAAAGCAUUGGGCUUCACAAAACCUAGUGACGUCCAUGUCGAUAAGCCUCUUCAGGAUAUUGGCAUCGACUCGUUGACUGCUGUUUUGAUACGCAAUCAACUCGCUAACUUGACGGGCAUGCCAUUGACCGCCAACAUCACAUUCCAGCAUCCCAACCUCAAAGCCCUCGCUCAGACCUUGCUGUCCGACCUGAACUUGGAUGACAGCGAAUCUGGUUCCUCGCUUGGGAGUAGCACCGCCACUACCACACUCAUGUCUGACAUGGUCCCGAUUCUUGACCUCGAAGCAAUCAAGAGAGGUUGUGUCGAUCCCAGCUUCACUUUUAAGAAUACAUUCAAGGCCCCUACAACCCCUUCGAAUGUGUUCAUCACGGGUGCCACGGGUUUUGUUGGUGCUCACAUUACUCAUGACCUGUUGGAGCUUGGCACUGCCGUCUACUGCUUAGUACGUGCCGAGACCGACGACGAAGCUAUGGAACGUUUGACGGCAACCCUGGCCAGCUACAGCCUUUGGAACUCGGAAUAUGCACCACUUCUCCACCCUGUUGUAGGAGAUAUGUCCCAACCUCUUUUUGGCUUGCCCGAACACAGCUUUGAUUUCCUUGCAGAUCACGUAGAUGCCAUAUGUCACUCAGGCGCACUCGUAGACUGGAUGCGCCCGCUCCAAGACUAUGUCGGACCCAAUAUAGUGAGCGCGCACGAAGUGCUGCGCCUGGCCUCGCAGGGCAAGGCUAAAGCAAUCCAUCUUAUUUCCACAAUGUCCACAAUACCCAAGUACAUGGGCUACGACGUGAAAGAAGGAGAUCAGGAAUAUGGAUAUGCUACGUCAAAAUAUGCGGCUGAGCGCAUGAUGGCUGCGGCACAUUGGCGUGGUGCCAAAGUAUCCGUCUACCGCCUGCCUUUUGUCACCGCAUCAUCUACCACUGGUCGCUUCCGCCUCGACCGCGGUGACUUUCUACAUCAUUUUAUCGCCGGCUGUGUGGAAAUGGGUCUUUUCCCAUCCAUCGACGCCAACCUUGCCGCCGUGUUACCUGUUGACUAUCUGUCCAAGACCAUAGUUACCAUGAUGACCAAGGACCUGCAUCUCAUCGGCCAAAACUACGACUUUGCCAAUGCGCAUGCACCCACCUUUAGCCACUUCUUCCAGCUCAUGAGUGACGCAAGUACUGGCCAGCAAAUCGUGCCAUUUCUCGUUUGGAGAGAAAAAGCUCUCGACUAUGCAAUGGCCCACAGGUCGAGUCUGAUUGCCCGCAUCACAGCGCUGAUCGACGCUGUUGUUGACGACAAAGGCGCGACUGCUAUGGUUACUGGACCGCCCUUGAAGGAUAACGUUCUAGGUUCUUCCCAAUUCCCGGCGCCUUUGGUAGAUGUUGAUUUUGCAGAAAAGUAUGUUCAUUGUAUCAGUACUUGUGCUGGUUAG